Molecule: messenger RNA, 2589 nt
Organism: Caenorhabditis sp. 36 PRJEB53466
Lineage: Eukaryota; Metazoa; Nematoda; Chromadorea; Rhabditida; Rhabditidae
Source: the annotation of a GenBank genome assembly
AUGGAUAUUCUCGGUAAUUUUGAUUUCAAUGUUGUCGUUUUCUUUGGUUUUUGGCUAUUUUUUUCGUAGUUGAUUAGCAAUUCCAGAAUUUUAAUAAAAUUGCGAAAUGUUUCGAAAUCCCCUGUUUUCGCUAGCUUUCGGUGAAAAUAUCCUUUUGCUUUGAAAUGUUUCGUCAAUUUGUUGCCAGUAUGCACACAAAUAGUAACCCUUGAACGCAAUUGCGUCAUAUUCCUAAUUCACCUUCACCUCACAUCCCGUGAACUAUUGAUUUUCUGCGCGCAACGGCAUUGUGCGCACGCGAUCGGAAGGUGCAGAUGGAAGCAUAGAUAGUCGCGCAGGUCCGCCAUAAAUACCCUAAUGCAUUCAUUUGUCGUUUCGCAUAUCGCUCAUCCAAUUCCCUCUCCUAACCCCUCUUAAACGUUUUAUAUUUCAGCAUUGAUCAGUAUGUCGCAUUCGAACAAAUUGAUCACGGAGAAGGAUGGUUUCAAGUAUGGCAGAAUGAUUCACCCCUGGCUCUUCAGAAAGACAGAAGUAAGUUGAUUUUUAACAGGAAAUGGAGAAAUAUCGAUUUAUCUUCAGCUUAUCAACGACACACCAAGUCGGCGAGACGGUCUGAGCUAUGAAGAGGAGCUUACCAAUCGACAGAGAGGAGGAGUGUUCAUUCACGAAAUGGUCAUGCAGCUCACACAUGGGAAAGGAGAGCAGUGAGUGGAACGGGAGGGCAUUUGGGGAGCGGCAACGGGCGGGCUAAAAGGCAUAGGAAGUGAGCAGAAGCACUUUCGAGGUCUCGGGUGGCGACUUUUUAGUUGAAAAGUCACUUUUAUCCGCCUUGAACCGUUUCCCUCCGCCAAAUCUCCAUCAUAUAUGGUUCCACCCUCAUCGAGCACUGCGAUAAUAUUCCAGCGGACUGAGUGGUGUGGCGGCAACACUCUUCAACCGAUUCUUCAAGUUUCACUCGUUCAAACGAUGCGAUUACCGUGACGUGGCGGCGGCGUGUGUCUUCCUGGCCGGCAAGAAUGAGGAUUCGCCAAAGAAGUUGAAGUACGUCGUGAAUCAACUGUGGCAAGCCAAGUUCCCGCACAACAAGCAGUUUCCAUCGGAACAACACUUCAUGGAUCUGUGUCAAGUCGUCACCUUUCUCGAGGAGAUUGUUCUCAGGACGAUAUGUAAGUUUUACGAUCUUCAAACAGUUCUCAAAAACGGUUAAUUUUUUCAGCGUUCGACGUCAACAUUGAUCUACCACAUCAGUACAUUCUGAAACUGAUGUCAACGAUCGAGAAAGGCCGCAACGUGUAUAAAGACAUGGUCAAAACCGCUUACUACAUGGCCACCGACUUGCUCACCGUCACGGACUGGAGCAUCCGCUACUCGUGCGCUUCCAUCGCAACGGCCUGUGUCAACAUCGCCGCGUUCUUCCACGAUGUGAACAUCGAUUCGAUCUGCCCGCAAGAACACAAAAGCACGUGGUACCGAUUUCAGGACAGUUGGCUCACUAAAAGCGAACUGGAAUCAAUGACACGUGAAUUCAUCGAUCUCUACUCGCGUAACCCCCAGCUGCACAUCGGAAGUUUGAAGAAGAUCGACCCGAACGGAAAGGUAAAGAUCGUGCACCGAUCGCCGACUCAGCAACAUAACCACGUCUCGUCCUCGUCGUCGUCGUCAAACUUGAAGAAGCUCGACAUGGAGGCGUACAAGGAACGCCAACGAGGAGUCGCCGUCACUUCGACGGAUUCGCCGCGUCAGAGCUUCCUGCCGGACGUCAAGAAUCAGAAGGUCGUCGAGCAGGGGUUGAUGGAGCAGAGGCUGCAAAGACAGCAGGUGAUGGAUACUGCCCAGAGGAUACAACAGGAGGCCCAGCAGAGGCCUCGAUCGAAUCCCUCGUCCGGUCAUCCUCAUCAGAAUCACCGCCACCAUCACAGUCAGCAGUCGCACCAUCAUCAGCAUCAGAAGCCGGAGGCACCGCGAGUAGCUGUCAAGCGGACGAUGGGCGAGCAGCACGAAGAUCUCAAUGGGUAAGUUGUCUUUUUUGAAUCUCACAAUUGGAAGCAAUUCUUUGCUAGCUACAGAACGAAGAAGACUCGGUUGGACUACCAGAUGAACUUCGUCGCUGCCUCAUCCACGAUCCCGAACGGCCACCACCACCAGAACCAGCAUCAGUACAUUGUGCAUCAGGAGACCAUGAACGGAACCACUUCCUUGCCGCCUCCGCCUCCGCCACCGCCACUCAUGAAGACCUUCGUGCCGGCGCCUCCGCAUAUGCUUCAAACGUUGAAUCAGCCGCCGUCUGCCUACCAGCAGAUGUGCAUGGAUCUCGAGGCGAAGCGGUAAGGGUCUUUUUCCAUUCCCAGGCAGCUGAGCAUUUAUAUUUUUGUUCUGAAGUAGUCUCUUCAAUGUUUAUCAGUUUCCAGACGACCACCCUCUUCGGAUUCUCACGUGCAGCCUCAUCACAUCUCGCCGCCCGAUGAGUCGUCGCCGCCAGUGACUCUCCAAUCGGCGACGAUGAUCCUUCCGCCGCCACCUCCGCCACCAGUGCUUCCACCAGUUGUACGACAUUAUGCGGACGAAAUGGAGGACGGAGAACUUCGAUAA